This is a messenger RNA of Pochonia chlamydosporia 170, 1215 nucleotides long. RefSeq names its product protein-ER retention protein (Erd1). Lineage: Eukaryota; Fungi; Ascomycota; Sordariomycetes; Hypocreales; Clavicipitaceae. The transcript is spliced from 2 exons. Bases 1 to 1215 code for a protein of 404 amino acids. The record is from RefSeq and is a predicted model, not a curated record. Gene Ontology annotation, cellular component: membrane; cytoplasm.
AUGGACGGUGAUCCAGCAGUCGAAUCCGAACUCGACGCCUUCAGUGUCAUAUUCCCUCUCCCCUACCGCGUAGGCUUCAUCAUCACACUAGCCGUCUGGGGAUGGGGCCUCAACCUCCACUACCUGCACCUCGCAAAAGUCGACGUCCCAGCACUGAUACGCUACCCCGGCCGAUCCUCGCCGCACCACAUAUCGCACCACUUCUCGACAUACCGCCUCGCGACCGUCCUGUCCGGCCUGUUCGCCGUGUCGAUAGUGCUCUUCUGGCUGUGCACAUGGGGCGUGGCAUCGCGCGUCAUCGAAUACGACUGGAUCCCCAUGACGUAUCUCGUCGCCCUCAUCGCCAUCUUCUUCGUCCCGCUGACGAACCUCCCCAGCGGCGGGAGGAGGCGCUUCCUCGCGACCCUCAAGCGCGUGAGCAUAGGCGGCAUUGCGGAGGCCCAGGACGGCAAGUUCGGCGACAUUUUGCUGGCGGAUGUGCUGACGUCGUAUGCGAAAGUCUGCGGCGACGUCUUCGUCACGCUGUGCAUGUUCUUCACGUCGGGCGGCUCGUCGACGAAGCGGCCCGACCGGAACUGCGGCGGCACGGUCAUCGUGCCGCUGCUGAUGGCGCUGCCGAGCGUCAUUCGCUUCCGGCAGUGUAUAAUUGAGUAUCUGCGGGUGAGACGGGCGCCGUACAAGGAGUCCGCGGGCUGGGGUGGCCAGCAUCUCGCCAAUGCGCUCAAGUACUCUACCGCGUUUCCGGUCCUCAUCACGAGCACGCUGCAGCGGAACACGGAAAAUGCUGCCUCAAAGGCCGCUUACAACAGGGCGUGGCUGGUGGCCGUGCUGGUCAACUCGCUCUACUCUUUCUACUGGGACGUUGCGAAGGAUUGGGACAUGACGCUCUUUUCGUCUACGAGGGAGCGCAAUUCUGCGCAUCAUCCGUGGGGUCUGCGCGAUAGACUCAUCUUUCGACCUGUCAACAUGUACUAUGCGGUUAUAGUGCUGGAUUUGAUGCUGAGGUGUACGUGGUCCAUGAAGCUGAGUCCUCACUUGGACAAGUUUAGUGAUUUUGAGAGCGGCAUCUUUCUCAUUGAGUUUCUGGAGGUGUUUCGCCGCUGGGUGUGGAUAUUCUUCCGGGUGGAAACGGAAUGGAUUAGGAACUCAUCGACCGGAUUGGGUAUUGAUGAUAUUUUGUUGGGGGAUUAUUCGGGCAAGGAUGACGAUGAUUAG